AUGGGUCGGGAUAUAUACCGAGGCGAAAAGGAAGAAGGGGUCCGCUGCAAUGACGAAGACAUCCUGACUGAAGCCCGUGAGAUGUGGAAAAAUGUCCAUGGGUCCCGAUUUAUAUUGGAGCAUGCAUGGAAUGUUCUGAAACACUACGACAAAUGGACAGAUCGCACCCAAAUGAGCGACGGGAGCUCAAAACGGUCUGGUCCAAAUGAAGGUGUGAGCUCAAAACGUCCUGACGGCGUCAAGAAAGUUAAGAGUAGGAGAAAAGCCCCAAUAUCCAGUUCUACAUCUCCAUCUCCAUCUCCAUCCUCUUCGGAAUUUACGAGGAGGAUUAGUUUGGGAGAAGACUUACUUGAGUAUCAAAAGGAGCGUGAUGCCUUGAGAGAAUCAACGAAAGAGGAAGAUAGAAAGUUCAAAAUUAAUGGCUAA
Beta vulgaris subsp. vulgaris (sugar beet) is the source of this 426-nucleotide messenger RNA. RefSeq lists its product as uncharacterized. The record is from RefSeq and is a predicted model, not a curated record. The transcript has a single exon. The coding region runs from base 1 to 426 and encodes 141 amino acids. NCBI's taxonomy places the organism in Eukaryota, Viridiplantae, Streptophyta, Magnoliopsida, Caryophyllales, Amaranthaceae.